ACUCGCAUCGUGAUUGGACGUUGAAUACGCCAGUUCGACUCAGUCCAAAUCAUCGGGCGCUGCGCGUGCGAGGAGGUGUUUUCUGAAUAUAUAAUACUUUAAUGGUUUCUAUUAAUCGCCUCCCAUGCCAUUCAGACCGUCCAGUUAUGUUCGGCUCUUCCGGUUAAGUGGCUUUAACGGUGAACUGCGAUUGUCAGCGAGUUCGUUCAGCCGUCACAGACCGACAUUUCACACCGGUCUUCCUGUACUCUUCGCCCGGAAACUAACGAUGCAGUCGAGUCGAAAUGUAACCAGCAGCAGCGGGUGCGACAAGGAGGGCUUGGACGGAGCAGGCAAGCCAGGGCCAGUGCUUUCCAGCAACAUUCCUACUGUCACAACAGAAGACACGGAUCCUCCGACGGAGAAGAAAAGAGUGGAAAGCACGCUUGUCGUUAACGAGAGAAACCUGAGGACCCCGAGUCCACUGUGUGGGGCCAACUGUGAUGACGACUCGGAGGCAGAGUCUUUCCGGGAUGGAAGAACCGAGGAAGUCGACCGGGACACCAGGGGCAGAGGGUUUACUUGGUGCCGAGACUUUUUGUCAGGGUCGUGGAAGACUAUCCAAGAGGAUGAUUUUCAAAUCAGCAUCGUCAGUGGUGGACUGAGUAAUCUGCUGUAUCUAUGUAGUUUGCCCGAGCAUGUGCAGUCUGAGGGAGAUGAACCUCGCCAGGUGCUCCUCAGAGUCUAUGGUGCCAUCUUACAGGGAGUGGACUCUCUGGUGUUAGAGAGCGUGAUGUUUGCCAUCCUGGCAGAACGAACUCUGGGCCCAAAACUUUACGGCAUCUUCCCCGAGGGACGCUUAGAACAAUACCUUCCAAAUACUCGCAUGCGCACAGAUCAACUUUCACAUCCUGCCAUCUCAGCUGAGAUUGCCACCAAGUUGGCACGUUUCCAUAACAUGCUCAUGCCCUUUAACAAAGAGCCUAAGUGGCUGUUUGGGACCAUUGACAGAUACAUGGAUCAAGUGAUGAAGCUUAAUUUUGUACGGGAGGCACAUUUAAAGAAGUACAAGAAGCUGAUGAAGUUGGACCUGCCUGCUGAGCUGGAGAGCCUCCGUGCAUUGCUAGCAGCGACUCCAUCGCCAGUGGUGUUUUGCCACAAUGACGUCCAGGAAGGUAACAUUCUUAUGCUGGAAGAAAGGGACCACUCCCCAGUAGAAAAACUCAUGCUGAUAGACUUUGAAUACAGCAGUUACAAUUACAGGGGUUUUGACUUUGGGAACCAUUUCUGUGAGUGGAUGUAUGAUUACACCUACAACCAGUGGCCUUUCUACAAAGCCACACCGGAGAACUACCCCACCAGAGAGCAGCAGCUUCAUUUUAUAAGAAAUUAUUUGUCAGAGCAGAAAAGAUACUCUGAUGUUACCAUGGACCAGACACAGACUGAAGAGGACAUGAUAAUUGAGGCCAACAGAUAUGCAUUAGCGUCGCACUUCCUUUGGGGGCUGUGGUCCAUCAUUCAAGCCAAGAUAUCCAAGAUUGAGUUUGGAUACAUGGACUAUGCCCAGUGCCGUUUUGAUGCCUACUUCAAGCAAAAAAAGCUCUUCUCCUGAAUUCCACCAUGUAACAUCAGAAUGUACUGUCGCAUUGAUUUGUCCUUGUCAUUCUUCAUGCCUAGCUCAAGUUUCUGUUAAGGUCUUUUUUCUUUGUUUUUUUGUUUUCCCCUCAGCUGUGUGUUAUUGAAACUCCCAACUCUAUGCAGCUCUGCUUGUGACAAGUAACAUUUUGUUAGUGGUAGGAAUUUCCACUUUAAGACUGUGCACAAGCACAAUCUAAGCUUUCAGGCAAUCCAUUUUAUUGAAACACCUAUAGCCAUAGUGUGAAACUUUUUUAGGGUAGAUAUAGCUCUCUAGCACUGAGUAUUAUUAGUAUUAUUUUAAGGGGCUCAGUCAAUGUGAUGUUCAACUAUUUUAUUUUAUCACCCAUUUUUACAUGCACUUCACUUCUUUGGACCAUAUUUUGACUUUGGCAUUGUUAAUUGUUUAGCUGUGCUCUCUGUGCAUGUCAGUGGUGGAGAAUCCCGGUUGCCAGAGUAUUCAGGUGUUUUCAUUUCAGAUUGAAAAUCUUACUGUGGAAGGCUUUUGUGUCUUUGCUUUAGUGUUUUUAGUCAUUCUACCUCACUUCUUUCUUCUCAUGUUCAUUCUGCAUUCAGGUGAAUAGAUUUGAUAGGGACUUAUUUUAAGGGCAUCCUGUGAAGGAAGAAGCAAACUUAACAUUCUCACCUAGCUACUCAAAACUUUAACUAUCUCAUGUGUCACAGGUAGUUUUACUGUAGAGUAUGUGAAAAUAUUCCCCACCAAUCUUAAAUGUUAAGUUAAAACUUUAUCACAAGGGCUAUUUUAUUCAGUAUCGCUGUAGUCAACAAUACUGUUAAUGUUACUAAGUGUGUGGCAUUUAAGUCAGUGAAAUUGGAUCUUGUCUCCACUUUUAGAUAUCAGUUAUUGACUGUACAUUUCUGCUGCACCUUUAAUUAUCCAUCCAUAUUUAUUUCAGUUUGUUUUACCUCUGAUGUCAGUCUGAUUUAUUAUUUGUUCUUUUUUUUUUGUUUCUCUCUGCCAAGAAUAACUUGGAACAUUAGGUUGUAUUAGGUUAACUAAAAUGUCCAUUUGGCACAUAUAUGUGACCACAUUAAACUGGAUUGCCUAAAUUAGAGCCAACAAUAAUUGAAAUCUAUGUUGGAAUGAAGUGACAUGACUUUCCUGUUGCUCACUUGAAUGUGAAGUGGGGUUUUCAAAUGUUCUAGAAGCUUUGUUUGAAUCUCUUUAUGAUUUUUUAUUUAUUUAGACUGUCUCCUGAACUCCUGACCGAAUGCACUGCCAUCAAUUAACAUCUCCAUAAUUUUGUUUUACACAUAGCUGCAUCAGUUUACAGAACCUUAACUGUGCCUCAUUAACUGUAGCUGUUUUUAUAGCAAAACUGUCCCAGAACAGUUUAAUUCUGUUAGAACUUCUCUGUAUUAUGUUGGUCCUAUUUGCACUACUAAAAAUAUAAUUUAAAAGCAAAUAAAUUCAUGUGCUUAGAACCUC
Molecule: messenger RNA, 3064 nt
Organism: Seriola aureovittata
Lineage: Eukaryota; Metazoa; Chordata; Actinopteri; Carangiformes; Carangidae
Gene: chkb
Product: choline kinase beta
Exons: 11
Coding region: 125-1591 (488 amino acids)
Biological process (GO): CDP-choline pathway; phosphatidylethanolamine biosynthetic process
Cellular component (GO): cytoplasm
Molecular function (GO): ethanolamine kinase activity; choline kinase activity
Source: RefSeq, a predicted model, not a curated record